Molecule: messenger RNA, 102 nt
Organism: Phytophthora nicotianae INRA-310
Lineage: Eukaryota; Oomycota; Peronosporomycetes; Peronosporales; Peronosporaceae
Exons: 1
Coding region: 1-102 (33 amino acids)
Source: RefSeq, a predicted model, not a curated record
AUGGGAGAAUACUCUUUCAUCCCUCCAUCCACAGCCAGCGCCAAGUUCGGGUGUAUUGAGCUCCGCAAGCGAGGGUUGGAGAACUCCAACGCUUCACUUUAG